AUGGCAGAUAACCGCCCCAGCACUCCAGCCUCCCCCCGGCCAAAGCACCCAAGAGGAAGUCCUGCUGCUAAAGCCAACUCUCGCUGCCGGCGCUACGACGUGAGAAGAAGACUCCCGCAUCAGAAGCUCGCCAUCAAGAGCCUGGUGGUGACUAAAGGAGCCCUGGUGCAGGCUUCAAGGGAACUGGUGCAUCCGGCCCUUCAAGAUCAACAAGCAGCAAACCAGCCGAGACCAAGAAGAAGCCGGCGAAGAAAGCAGCUCCCUAAAGCGAAGAAGCCCGCGGCCAAGAAACCCGCUGCUGCCAAGAAGCCCAAGAGCGCGGCGGCAAAGAAGCCCGCCGCUAAGAAAUCCCCCGCCAAGAAGGCUAAGAACCCCGCCGCUGCAGCCGCUAAGAAGACCACGAAGAGCCCCAAGAAGGCAAAGAAGCCCGCAGCGCCUAAGAAAGCAGCCAAGAGCCCCAAAAAGGCCAAGACUGCCAAACCCAAGACAGCAAAGCCUAAAAGCUGCCAAGCCUAA
This is a messenger RNA of Cyprinus carpio (common carp), 516 nucleotides long. Its product is annotated as histone H1-like. The transcript has 2 exons. Gene Ontology annotation, cellular component: nucleosome. NCBI's taxonomy places the organism in Eukaryota, Metazoa, Chordata, Actinopteri, Cypriniformes, Cyprinidae. Gene Ontology annotation, molecular function: DNA binding; structural constituent of chromatin. The record is from RefSeq and is a predicted model, not a curated record. The coding region runs from base 1 to 516 and encodes 171 amino acids. Gene Ontology annotation, biological process: nucleosome assembly.